AUAACGAUAAUUUCCUUGAAAGGAUUCACAAGAAAUUGGAAAAGUUAUUUAAGGACAAUCGCUGUAUUAAUUAACGUGAUGGUAUAUUAAUUAACGAGUAAUGGUCGACUUUCUAAUGUAAGAUAUUUCACGUUUCUACGAGUUAAAAUCACGUUUACAUUACGAGUUCGACUCGCUACGUUUCUUAUUUACGUAUUGACUGACGACUAGUGAAAUUUAUAAUUAAAACGAAUAUAGAAACGAUACGACUGGAAAGUAGUGGAAACGUAGGGGAAGGAUAAGAAGCGUGUAAACGGAAGUAUAUAAUACUGUAUCGGUUUUACACGUAAUACGAGGAACGCACACGACACGAAGUAGGAAGGGGUUGCUGGUGAUUUGCCCUCGCUAUCGUUCUCAGUACUUGCGCGAACGUUGACGCGAUCGGACGUGCAAGUUUCUUCAUCGUUCGUGAUAUUCGGUAAAAAAGAUGCACGAGACAUGAAGAGAUAAUAAUAACGAAAUUCGUUGAUAAAAAAUAAAUAUUUAUUGCAUUUAUCGAGCGAACAAGCAUUCGUUGUGAAAGUUUCUUCUGUUCCUAACGACAAAAAAUAUUCGAAGUGUCUCUUUAAACGAAGUGAAUUUCAACGUUUCUGUAUCGCUAUGUCUCGAAUUUUCUUCGACAAUCGAUCGUGAAGAUAUAGAUUAGUUCGCUUUGCGUCACUAUAUCUUUUUUUUUUUUGUUUGUUAAGGGUGGUAGGAAUUAGAUGGGUGUAAUCGUACGACGAGUUACCGCAUUAUCCUGACAUUGGACGGUUUCUUCUCUUUUACUGCAGUGUGACACAACACCUUUUGUACGAGUAUUAUAAGUGUUAAGAAUCUAUAGAAUUCCAAUGUUUUCUCACGGUGAUAUGCCGAGUACAUGUGGAUUACUUUUUGCCGAUAAUCAAACGAUAAUAAUAUACUAUGACGUACACAGUAAAUGUAACAAAUGUUUGAUAGAUCGCAUUCAACGAUCGAUCGCACGUGGUUAAUCGAGAACCUAGUUCGAUUUAAAUUAUCAAAGGGAACGGUGAUGUUAUAGCAACAGAUCCAUUUGCAAAAAGACUUUGCGUUACAAAAGUUUGUGCGUUUUCGAGAACGCGCUUGAAACACGGACAAUCGCAAAUAAAUAUAGGAAUACGUAACAUGUUUGCUGGUGCAAACGAAUCAAAAAGAUGGCUACGGGAUAAUACCAUACUUCUGAGAGCCGCAAAGGAUCUCGAAGAGCGGCGCAGUCAUUAUGAACCGUCGAUUGGACCUGGAGUACCCGACUACAUCGAUGAUCCUUCGUUUAAUUUCGAGGAAAAUGAUUUCGUGCCACAUUUUCAACGAGUUUCGAUAUCCGGAGAAGAUACAUCAGGGGUACCUUUGGAAGACCUUCAACAGGCAUCGCAGAUGCUCGUUCAAGCCUUGGUGAUACGAGAAAAGUAUAUGAAUAAUUCUAAACAAAGUUUUCCUUCCAUUACGACCAAAUUUUUACGUAGCAUCGACAAAAGACCUGUUACUUCGAAUGAUGAAGUUCAACAUGAUGAUCGCAAAGCUAUCGCAGAUCAUCCGGUACACGCACCUGCAUCCCGUGGAGAUCCUUGGGAAUGUAAAUUCCCACCAACAAAAAAUUAUACAAUUUUACCCAUAAACGGCGUUUUUAAUGUUUUCGCCAAUGAAGAGGACGCGAAGAAUGGAGAACCACUUCCAUAUUCCUAUCCAGAUUUAGCAGCUUUUGUUAGAGACAUGAAUCUUCUUUGCACCAUGAUCGCCGACGGUCCUUUAAAAUCUUUCUGCUAUAGAAGAUUGAGUUAUCUCUCAUCCAAGUACCAAUUGCACGUUUUGUUGAAUGAACUUAGAGAGUUAGCUAGUCAGAAAGCUGUUCCACAUAGAGACUUUUAUAAUAUCAGAAAGGUCGAUACACAUAUUCAUGCAGCUUCCUGUAUGAAUCAAAAGCAUCUUCUUAGAUUUAUAAAGAAAACAUUAAAAAAUCAUGCGGAUGAAAUUGUUACGUGUUCGAAAAAUGGUGAAACUAUGACACUGAGUGAAGUAUUCCAAUCAAUGAAUUUAACAACGUACGAUUUAAGCGUAGAUAUGCUAGACGUACAUGCUGAUAGAAAUACAUUUCAUAGGUUCGAUAAAUUCAAUGCUAAAUAUAAUCCUAUUGGUGAAAGCAGACUGCGCGAAGUUUUUCUUAAAACUGAUAAUUAUCUUAAUGGUAAAUUUUUCGCAAGUAUAAUUAAGGAAGUAGCAAGCGAUCUUGAAGAAUCGAAAUAUCAAAAUGCAGAAUUACGAUUGUCCAUUUAUGGAAAAAAUCCUGAAGAAUGGGAUAAGCUAGCUAAAUGGGCGAUACAGAGCGAUGUUUAUUCGGACAAUGUUCGCUGGCUCAUUCAAAUUCCAAGACUUUACGACAUCUUCAAGCUAAAUAAGCUUAUGACCAACUUCCAAGAGAUUUUGAAUAAUAUCUUUUUACCUCUUUUUGAAGUAACUAAUGAUCCACAUUCACAUCCUGAAUUACAUAAGUUUCUACAAUAUGUGAUAGGAUUUGAUUCUGUAGAUGAUGAAAGUAAGCCUGAAAAUCCAUUAUUUGACAAAGAUGUUUCCCCUCCAGAAGAAUGGGAUGAUAUUGAAAAUCCACCAUAUGCUUAUUACCAGUAUUAUACCUAUGCAAACAUGACAGUGUUGAAUCACUUUAGAGCAGAGCAAGGUUUAAAUACUUUUGUUCUUCGCCCUCAUUGUGGAGAAGCUGGACCAAUUCAACAUCUUGUUUGUGGUUAUAUGAUGGCAGAAAAUAUUUCUCAUGGCCUUUUACUAAGAAAAGUUCCCGUACUCCAGUAUUUGUAUUAUUUGGCACAAAUUGGCAUUGCCAUGUCUCCUUUAAGUAACAAUUCUCUUUUUUUGAAUUAUCAUCGUAAUCCUCUUCCAGAAUACCUUGCAAGAGGAUUGUGUGUAAGUCUUUCAACAGAUGAUCCUCUACAAUUCCAUUUCACGAAAGAGCCUUUAAUGGAGGAAUAUAGUAUUGCAGCACAAGUAUGGAAGCUCAGUUCAUGUGAUAUGUGUGAAUUAGCUCGUAAUUCAGUUCUUAUGAGUGGUUUCCCACACAAGAGUAAACAAUAUUGGCUUGGCCCAAAUUAUACAAAAGAAGGUGUUGCUGGUAAUGAUAUUACUAGGACCAAUGUACCGGAUAUACGAGUGGCUUAUAGAUAUGAAACUCUGGUUGAUGAAUUAUGUAAUAUUUGUAAAGUCGUAGAAAAACCAGAGUCUAUACUAUUUUAACUUCGGUUAACUUUGCAAAAUGUGUUAUAACAGUACAACAUUUUUCCUGCAAUGAAUUAUUUCAAAUAUGGACAAAAUUAUAAUGGAACAGGUAAGUUUGUGAUUCUUAUAAUAGAAUUCAUUAUUUUGAUUCAUUCAGCAUUUGUGUAUGAUAUAUUUUAUAGGCAGACUAUCUUCUAUCUAAAUUAAUAUAAAACAAUAUUUCUGGUUAUUAUAUUUCUUAAUCCAAACAAAAAAAAAUUCAACUGUAUUAUAUUAUAAUAUUUCUCAAAGUAUUUGUUAAACUGAAUCUGACAAUACCUUUUAUAUACCUUUUGGUAUCAAAUAUUAUAUUUUUAUUUAUGACGCAUAUUUCCAUUGUUAUGUAUAAGUGAACAAACUAAUUAUAAUGAUCUUAUAUAGAAA
Messenger RNA from Vespula pensylvanica (western yellowjacket), 3684 nucleotides. RefSeq names its product AMP deaminase 2 (gene AMPdeam). Lineage: Eukaryota; Metazoa; Arthropoda; Insecta; Hymenoptera; Vespidae. Gene Ontology annotation, molecular function: AMP deaminase activity. Gene Ontology annotation, cellular component: cytosol. The transcript has 11 exons. Bases 1165 to 3279 code for a protein of 704 amino acids. The record is from RefSeq and is a predicted model, not a curated record. Gene Ontology annotation, biological process: AMP metabolic process; IMP salvage.